AUGGUGUUUUCGCCGGAUUCGAAUUCAAUGGACUGUCUUCACAAGGUCUGGCGGAUACAACCAAGACCGAAAUCGUUGAACAGUCGUGAUACAGGCACCAAAACCAUGGAUGAGCUCCAGUUUGACUUCUCCAAUGAUGCGCUUACAGUCAUCAUUGACAUAGACUUCAGAGAUGACUGGCAUUUUCCCACCGUCCCAGGAACCUGGCGACGUUUGACAAUGAAUUUAUUCGGGAAUUCCUUAAAGUAUACAAGUGAUGGCUAUAUCAAGGUCAAGCUCGAAGCUCGAAGCAUACCUUCUGUGAAUCCAAGUGUGAAUAGCGACAGCUUCGACAGAACCAUGAUUACGAUGACGGUAUCAGACUCUGGACAGGGGAUGUCAAGUGAAUUCAUGAAGACGAAACUGUUCAUGCCUUUCACACAGGUUUGA
Molecule: messenger RNA, 429 nt
Organism: Pseudogymnoascus destructans
Lineage: Eukaryota; Fungi; Ascomycota; Leotiomycetes; Thelebolales; Thelebolaceae
Exons: 1
Coding region: 1-429 (142 amino acids)
Source: RefSeq, a predicted model, not a curated record